Monodelphis domestica (gray short-tailed opossum) is the source of this 3840-nucleotide messenger RNA. It is a transcript of the gene GJB1, whose product is annotated as gap junction protein beta 1. NCBI's taxonomy places the organism in Eukaryota, Metazoa, Chordata, Mammalia, Didelphimorphia, Didelphidae. Gene Ontology annotation, cellular component: connexin complex. Gene Ontology annotation, biological process: cell-cell signaling. Gene Ontology annotation, molecular function: gap junction channel activity. The record is from RefSeq and is a predicted model, not a curated record.
AGCAGGGAGAAGGACAAGUCCAGGGGCCCAGGGUGAAGACUGGAGGGCUUCCACUUAGAUUCCCAAGCGGCCAUCAAAUGAGUCCCCUUUUUCCUAAAGGCUCCCGAGGAGGAAGGUUUCCCAGCCUUCCCGAUCAUCUGGUCCUGAAGCUAGGCACCACCCUACCCUCCUCCCUCCGCCAACAAUUUCUGCCCCAUCCUCGGGGACCUGGCAGAGGCUCAAGACGUUCUGCCGAUUUGCCCCUCAGAGAAUGCCAGGGUUCCCAGGGAGGCGGUGUGGGCUCCUGGAAGGAAGGAGCUUGGUGCCCCAAAGUUGGGCUCCCUCACUUAGCAGCUCUCUGACCGCCCUUAAGACCAACGGAGCUAGAAAGGACCUUAGCAAGCAUCCAGACCCCCCAAUUCUCACUUUGUUGAGACCUUCCCCCCCCCCACUGGGAAGAAACCUCUGCAAGAUCUCCUAAUCUCCCAUUCCAAAGGGACUUCAGGUGCCCUUAGCCCAGACUUCCCACCUCCACAAGGGAGGUCUCCCUGCUUGAAAGCCUUCAGAGAAAGGGAAGCCACCAACUGAGUCUUGGGUUGGGGGCAGAGGGAGAAGGCAACCCACAUUUGAGGCGGCAGCUAGGUGGUCCACUGAAGAGAGCCAACCUCAGACACUUGGCAACUGUGUGACCCUGAACAACUGACUUCACUUCUUUUCAACCCUCACCUUCCUUCUUAGAAUCAAUACCAAGUAUUGGUCCCAAGACAGAUGAGUGCUAAGGGCUGGGCAUGGGGCUUAAGUGACUUGCCCAGGGUCACACAGUACUACUUCACUUGUUUCCCUCAUUUUCCUUAUCUGUAAAAUGGGGAUAAUAACAGCACCUGUCUCUUUGGGUUGCUGUGAGGAUCAAAUGAGAUAAUAUUCAUGAAGUGUUUUACAACUCUUUGAGAGGAGCUAUGUAAGUCCCCACUGCACUGUCAUUACUUACUAUUAUGCUACUUGGAAGUGUCUGCUAAUAGGAAAAGCAGACACAUACCACCCCAAAUCAAGUAUUCCCAGUUCUGCUGCUUACUGCUCUUGAGACUCUGGACAAAUCCCUGCCCCACUCUGGAUCUCCGUUUUCUACUCCAUAGAAGGUGGGGACCGUGCUAUGAGCCCUUUCUUGUUUUACAACUGGGGUCCUCUAGCUAUUAAGGAAGAUGGGGCCUCUGAUUUCUGAAACGACUCUCUGAGAGGUUUGGACCAUGUGCAACAAGACCAGAUGAAACCAGGGACCCAACAAUAUGACUCCUUGACACAGGGCAUCUGUUCCCAAGUAGAAUCACUGCUUGCUCUCUCUCCCUCUCUCCCUCCCUCCGUUCCUCUCUCUUCCACUCCAUCCCUCUCCCCGCCCUGUCUCUCUCUGUCUGUCUCUGCCUGUCUGUCUGUCUAUCUCUUUCUGUCUGUCUCUGUCUCUCUCCCUCUGCCUCUCUGCCUGUCUGCCUGCCUGCCUGUAUAUCUGUCUGUCUGUCUCUGCCUGUCUGUCUGUCUAUCUCUUUCUGUCUGUCUCUGUCUCUCUCCCUCUGCCUCUCUGCCUGUCUGCCUGCCUGCCUGCCUGUAUAUCUGUCUGUCUGUCUCUGCCUGUCUCUCUCUCUGUCUCUCUCUUUGUCUCUCUGUCUCUGUCUGUCUCUGUCUCUCUCUCUCCCUCCCUCUCCCUCUCUUUGUCUCUGUCUGUCUCUCUCUUUCUCUCUCUCUCUCUCACGCUCUGUCUCUCUGUCUCUGUCUCUGUCUGUCUGUCUCUCUCUCUCUUUCUCUCUCUCUCACGCUCUGUCUCUGUCUCUGUCUCUCUGUCUCUCCCCCCCCCCUACCUUUUCCACGUGGCAAGAAGGAGAAACUGAAAUGGAAGAGGUUGAGACAGUGUCUGUUGCAAAGGCCGAAAGCACACACGUAACAGAAAAAUCAGUGUUCAGACUUUGUUCAUACUAGACAAAUUCUACUAACUACUACUACUACUAUAACUGUAACAAUGACUGCUACUAUAAGGGAGGAGGUCCAGACCUAUGAUUUUCUCCAUCCGUGUAGGGAGAUCCCAAUGGGAAAAUUCCCUCCCCCUGUGCAGCUAGGCAAUUUGUCCCUGACUUCCUUCCAUCUGUGACUUCCAGCUCUCCUUGAGGGCUGCAGGCUGCUUGAGAGAUUGUGAUUUGCCCAGGAUCACAGGGCUGUGUGUGUCAGAGGAGGAAUUGGAACCUAGGUCUUCCUAGGUCCAGCACCGCCCUUUCCCUACCAAGUCCCGGGGCCUUCCAAGGGGUUCAUAAUGUAAACAAAAAAUCAAGACUCUCCUACUAGACUCAAAAUGGUCCAUGGAGCAGUAGAGAUGACUCCAGAUUUCUUGCCUGAUGGCAGUUGGGUGAUGCGUAUUUUGGUUGGCACUGGUAGAUUCAUCUCUGUGGGGAGUUCCUGAGACCAGCGGCCCAUCUGAAUCUCCUGGGUGGAGGGUGUUGAGACUUGAACUCACGUCUAUCCUCUUGACUCUGAGGUGCAAGUGAGGCAGGAUGAACUGGACAGGCCUGUACGCCUUACUCAGUGGUGUAAACCGGCACUCUACCGCCAUCGGGCGCGUCUGGCUCUCAGUCAUCUUCAUCUUUCGCAUCAUGGUGCUGGUGGUGGCCGCUGAGAGCGUGUGGGGAGAUGAGAAGUCCUCCUUCAUCUGCAACACCAUGCAGCCUGGCUGUAACAGUGUGUGCUAUGACCACUUCUUUCCCAUCUCCCACGUGCGCCUGUGGGCCCUGCAGCUCAUCCUGGUGUCCACACCGGCCCUGCUUGUGGCCAUGCAUGUGGCCCACCAGCAGCAUAUGGAGAAGAAGCUGUUGCGACUUGAGGGCCACGGGGACCCCCUGAGCCUGGAAGAGGUCAAACGGCACAAGGUGCACAUCUCAGGCACACUGUGGUGGACCUAUGUCAUCAGUGUGCUCUUUCGCCUGCUCUUUGAGGCUGUCUUCAUGUAUGUCUUCUACCUGCUCUACCCAGGCUACGCCAUGGUGCGCCUGGUCAAGUGUGACAGCUACCCUUGCCCCAAUGUGGUGGACUGCUUCGUGUCACGGCCCACUGAGAAGACCGUCUUCACCGUCUUCAUGCUGGCUGCCUCAGGCAUCUGCAUUGUGCUCAACGUGGCAGAGCUGGUGUACCUCGUUGUCCGUGCCUGUGCCAGGCGGGCCCAGCACCGCUCCAACCCACCCUCACGCAAGGGUUCGGGAUUUGGCCACCGGCUGUCCCACGAGUGCAAACAGAACGAGAUCAACAAGCUGCUCAGUGACCAAGAUGGCUCCCUCAAAGACAUACUGCGGCGCAGCCCGGGCACUGGAGCUGGCCUCACUGAGAAGAGUGACCGCUGCUCUGCCUGUUGAGGAGGGCCUGGCUCCAGCCUGUCCUGGGUGCCCAAGCACCCAUCCCUUCCCUCCAGCCUGGGGCAUCCCAAAGAAGGGGUGGCCAAGGGACAGAUCCCACCCCCUCCUCCUCCCCGAGCUUGAGGGGCCACGGGAAGGUGUACUUCUUGCCAUUUCUCCUCCCCCUUUCUAAUCUCUGCUCCUCUCCAGGGGACCACCGGGUACUUCUGGAGAUGGGGGUGGGGGUGGCCCCAACAACAUUGAUGACACUAACCUUAACUGGGAUAACCUUUGGGGAUCCUGCCAGUGGGCUGGGGAUUGCUGCUGGCCCCUGGGAAGGGCUUGGAUGGCUGGGAAGAAGAAGGGUCUGAUUCCAUCUGAUGGGGGGGGGGGCAGGCGGGCCAAUGGGUGGGUGGUGCCUUUGAUUCUAGGGACCUGGGCUUGGGCCUGUGAUGUGACACAUAAAACAGGAUUUGACAAUAAACGUGGCUGGGCCUUG